AUGCUCCUCUCCGGCCCGCAGCCGCCCACCCCGUCGCUGCUGCUCCCGGAGAGCAGCGGCGAGGACGGCGGCGGCAACGGCGCCGCCGCCCACGACCACGACUCCUCCUCGCGCGCCUCCGCCCCGAAGAAGCGCGCCGAGACCUGGGUCCAGGACGAGACGCUCUGCCUCAUCGCGCUGCGCCGGGAGAUGGACGACCACUUCAACACCUCCAAGUCCAACAAGCACCUCUGGGAGGCCAUCUCCGCCAAGAUGCGCGAGCAGGGCUUCGACCGCUCCCCGAGCAUGUGCACCGACAAGUGGCGCAACCUCCUCAAGGAGUUCAAGAAGGCGCGCAGCCACGCGCGCAGCAGCGCCGCCGCCGGGGGGAACGGCUCCGCAAAGAUGGCAUACUACAAGGAGAUCGACGACCUGCUCAAGCGCCGAGGGAAGGCCGCUGGCUCGCCAGGCGGGAGUGGCGGCGUCGCCAAGAGCCCCACGCCAACCACCAAGAUCGAGUCAUACCUGCAAUUCGCGGAUAAGGGUUUUGAAGAUGCUAAUAUUCCAUAUGGCCCUGUUGAAGCGAGUGGUAGGUCAUUGCUGAGUGUUGACGAUCGUCUGGAGCCUGACAGGCAUCCACUUUCUUUAACUGCAGCUGAUGCAGUUGCAACGAAUGGUGUGAACCCAUGGAAUUGGAGAGACACCUCAACUAACGGUGGAGAUAAUCAGGGUACUUAUGGUGGGAGGGUUAUUUUAGUCAAGUGGGGUGACUACACUAAAAGAAUAGGGAUUGAUGGUACUGCCGAGGCAAUUAAAGAGGCCAUCAAAUCUGCAUUCGGAUUAAGAACAAGACGAGCUUUUUGGCUUGAAGAUGAGGAUGAGGUUGUUCGUUCCUUGGACAGGGAUAUGCCAGUUGGAAUAUAUGCUCUUCAUCUUGAUAACGGGAUAACAAUCAAGAUCUGCACAUUCGAAGAUGCAGAACGCAUGGCAGUUCGGACAGAAGAUAAAACAUUCUACACCGAUGAUGACUUCAGAGAUUUCCUGUCUCGGCGUGGUUGGACACUCCUCAGGGAGUAUAGUGGGUACAGAGUCGCUGAUACCCUGGAUGAUCUUCGCCCUGGUGUGAUUUAUCAGGGGUUGCGCUCGAUUGUUGAUUGAUCCUGCAUGUGUCGGGUUAAUUUGGCAUCAUUUGCCUUAGAGGCAUCUAAUUUAUGUCCACGAUAGAAGUGGACCACCAUAAAGCCUAACCUAGUUUAAAGCCAAGCAGGUCUUGGCUGUCCCUGACUGUACAUGUAAAUGUAUUCCUGUAUAACAUUGUACAUUUGCCUAUAAGAAUAGCUGUCCUUGGAAACAAAUCCAUUCAGCAAGGUUGCCUGAGUAUCAA
Lolium rigidum is the source of this 1363-nucleotide messenger RNA. Its product is annotated as trihelix transcription factor GT-1-like. The transcript has 5 exons. Lineage: Eukaryota; Viridiplantae; Streptophyta; Magnoliopsida; Poales; Poaceae. Bases 1 to 1137 code for a protein of 378 amino acids. The record is from RefSeq and is a predicted model, not a curated record.